AUGAAUCCGUGCAGCAAUGGCGCGCUUGCAGCAUCUACACUGCGAAAUUGGAGUGAACUUCUGCUGGAGAAUGCACGUCUUCAAGUUCUAAAAAGACGGGCUGUUGCUGCGGAGGACUUCUCCGAAGCUGGGCGGAUGAAGAGGGCAGAGGCAGCGCUCGCCCCGCGACUCGCGCGGGCCCGGCAGGAGGCUGUGCUGCCGGCAUCCGUGGACUUUGCAGAGAAGCUGCAGCACUUGAAGAAGCAGGCAGUCGCCAAGGAGGACUUUGCGGAGGCCGGCAGGCUCAAGAAGCUGCAGGAGCCCUCGCUGCAGGUUGACAGGAAGGGGGACCUGCUUGCGUUGCUAGAAGCCCUCCUGCUGAUGGAGGAGAUCUCCAAGGAUCCUGCCAUGGCUCCCGAACUUCACAGUGCCUUUCAUGCCAAGGCCACACCGGCCGCUUCCAGCGACAGUCAGUCCAGCAAAAAGCAGGAGCUGGAAACGUGGCUGCAGGAGCCGCAGAUUUGCGACAAAGACUCGCAGAGACCGGCACCUCCAGAACGGUCCCGCGAAGCGCCCACAUGUGCUCGCAACGGCCUCCACGAGGAAAGCUCUAUGAAGAGACCCGUCGCCGGCAAGCCGCCGGAACAAGGAGCACAGGACAGACCUAUGGCCAGAAGCACUACCGUCGCCAGAGCUCCAAUGCCAGCAGAGGUGCAGCUUGGAAAGAAGCGGGCCUUCAAAGAAACGGAAGCCCCAAAGAAGGAGACCACGACCGUGGCAUCGGAGAACACACGGAGGAGUGAGGUCCAGGCGAAAAGCCCCACAAAGCAGGACUGUCACUAUAGGACCAUACUGUUAAUGCAGUACUAUGGGUUGGCGUGUCGCUCGCAAGUUGCGGGGCCCCUGCUGUGCAUGAAGAAGACAGGAGCAGAGCCUGUCAAUUUCCGCAGGAGCUUUGGAUCAAAGCCUGGGAAACGACCUGGUGGGAGGCUUGCAUGA
Messenger RNA from Symbiodinium necroappetens, 978 nucleotides. The record is from the annotation of a GenBank genome assembly. Lineage: Eukaryota; Dinophyceae; Suessiales; Symbiodiniaceae.